Coregonus clupeaformis (lake whitefish) is the source of this 3923-nucleotide messenger RNA. It is a transcript of the gene gldn, whose product is annotated as gliomedin. Gene Ontology annotation, cellular component: cell surface. NCBI's taxonomy places the organism in Eukaryota, Metazoa, Chordata, Actinopteri, Salmoniformes, Salmonidae. Bases 529 to 2589 code for a protein of 686 amino acids. The record is from RefSeq and is a predicted model, not a curated record. The transcript has 11 exons. Gene Ontology annotation, biological process: signal transduction.
ACCCUCGGAGAUCUACUGCAUGCACACACACAUAACCCUGACUCCACUCAACUGACACACACACACUCAACGCAACGAGGAGUACCGUUGUGUCCUCUGUGAGACCACUAAGUCUGUUCUCUUUAGAUCAGACCUAGAGAUCAGGAGUGGACAUAUCUCCUUCAGGACCUCUUGGAUUCACUAGGACCAGAUUCUUCUUCAGAUAGGACUCGACAUCCAGACCCAGCCUAGAGUUUGGGACUCUGUUCUGUUGGAUUGUAAUUGGACCUGAUUUCUCACUCAGACCUGAAGUAUCUAUGGUCUGGAGUAGACAUAUACACUUCUGUCCUCUUGGAUUCUGUUGGAUUUGUAGACUCCCUCUUUAGGAGAAAGGGUAUUUCUUGGAUUCUGCUCUAGCCCACUAGACCCGACUAGACCUGGGACUAGUCUUCGAAGAAGAGUUUCUCCCUUCCUGUUUUUGGAAUCUGUUGGCCGUUCAGGAGAAGAUAUACUUCUUGGACUGUCUCUAACCGUAUUUUCCUGUUCUGAAUGCUGAAGCUAGUCGCUGACUCCCGGAGGGGAGGAGGUGGAGGAGGUGGAGGAGGGAUUGGAGGGUGUGAGAUGCUUCCGUCACGCCCCAGCCUGUCGGUCCCCCUGCGGGUGCUGAUCUACGGGACGUGUGCCUUGACGCUGGUCAACACUGUGGCUUUCCUGGUGCUCCUGGUGCAACAGAAUCAGCUGUGGAGCCGCGUGGAGCUCACCAAGGCCUUGGUGGAGUUCCUCCAGGAGGUGCCCCGAGGAGGUGCAGCAGCAGAAGGCACAGGGAGGCUGGCGAAGCUAAGAGGAGACCCAGAGUGGCUUGCAGGGCUGCGUGGAGGAGGUGAAGGAGGAGGUGAAGGAGGAGGUGAAAGGGGUCUGGGGAAGGAGCAGGGGGAGUACCAGUACUCCCGUAACAAGAGGAGUCGGGAGCUGGAGAGGGAGCUACGACAGGAGUUAAAGGAGGAGCUGAGGCUGGAGCUGAGGGAGCUGAAUCAUCAGGAGAGCCUGGAGCUCCUGCAGGAGGUGACCCAGGGGCUGGGCCAGGAGGUGACCCAGGGGCUACACCAGGGGCUGGGGCAGGAGGUUACCCAGGGGCUACACCAGGGGCUGGGGCAGGAAACGGGGCGAGGAGGGCUGGACAUGGAAGAGGAGGUACACCCUGGGUUGAGAGAGGAGUUACACCACAGGCUGAGGGAAGAGAUGGACAAGGAGAUGGACAAGGAGAUGGGGAAGAAGAUGAGACAUGAGCUGAACCACAAACACAGGAAGACAAAGGGCUUCCAGAAGACUGAGAUACAAGACGACAUGAUGAUGAUGAUGACCUAUUCUAUGGUGCCGGUCAAAGUGUUGUUGGAGAUCUGUAACAGCACCAAGGGAUUCUGCAUAGCUGGACCACCCGGCCUUCCUGGACCCCCUGGGCUGCCUGGUCUGCCUGGGCACAAUGGCACUGAUGGCAUCCCAGGACUGGACGGACUGCCUGGGGCUGACGGAAAGCGAGGGAAGAGAGGUGAGAAAGGUGAGCCGGGGGAGAAUGGAGAUAGAGGAGACCCAGGACCCGCAGGAGAAAAUACACAAUCGUCCAACGAUGUCCUCUUGGAGGGCCCCCCAGGUCCAGCUGGUCCUCCUGGUACUCCAGGCCCCAUUGGCCCUCCUGGACCUCCUGGCCCACAAGGACCCCAGGGGCCCCCCAGAAACAGGAGCCACCGGGCCCAUCUCCCCAUCCACGCUGCCCAGACCCUGGAACCGUCACAUGCUGUACCAAACGAUGGGACUCUGUCUGCCAAAGAGGCUGGGAAGUUACGAGAGACGCCACUAAAUAAGAAAAACGAGUGCAUCAUCAAGUCUCUGAUCAACCCCCGUAACGUAUCAAAGAUGGAGAGUACAUUCGGAACGUGGAUGAAAGACACAGCUGUGCUGAACGAUGAACGCAUCUGGGUGGCCGAACACUUCUCUGGUCGCACGGUGAAGGAGUAUAAGAGCAUCGCCUCAUUCCAAAACGCCACCAGUGAGGUCAUCGACGGCAGGAAGUUCUACCAGGGGUGUGGCCAUGCCGUUCAUAACGGAUCCUUGUACUAUCACAUCGCCGGAACCACCAACCUGGCCAGGUUCGACCUGCAGUCCAAGCGUCUCCACACCCUGGCCAUCGACAACGCUCUGUACCACAACCUGUCCUACCUUCUCCACAACUCCAAGACCUACUUCAAGCUGGCGGCGGAUGAGAACGGCCUGUGGCUCAUCUUUGCCUCCAGCCUGGACGACAGCAUUAUAGUGGCCCAGCUGGACCUGAAGAGCUUCUCCGUCACAUCGUACAUCAACACCACCUACCCAAGGACCAAGGCCGGCAACGUCUUCGUGGCCUGUGGCGUGCUCUAUGUCACCGACACCAAGGACACCCGUGUGACCUUCGCCUUCGACCUCCUGAAGGGGAAACCGGUCAACGUGACCUUUGACCUGAGGUCACCUGGCGGGGUGCUGGCCAUGCUGUCCUAUAGCCCCAAUGACAGACACCUGUACAUGUGGGAUCAGAGCUACGUGAAGCUGUACGUGGUGCACUUCAUCUCUGAUGACUGAGACAGUGUUUUGAUGGUAUUCUGAUGGUGUUUUGAUGGUAUUCUGAUGGUGUUUUGAUGGUUUUCUUAGGGUGUUGUGAUGGUAUUCUGAUGGUGUUUUGACAGUAUUCUGAGGGUGUUUUGAUGGUAUUCUGAUGGUGAUUUAAUGGUAUUCUGAUGGUGUUUUGACAGAAUUCUGAGGGUGUUGUGAUGGUAUUCUGAUGGUGUUUUGAUGGUAUUAUGGUGUUUUGACAGUAUUCUGAGGGUGUUUUGAUGGUAUUCUGAGGGUGUUUUGAUGGUAUUCUGAUUAAAGAUGGGCAGCUUUUGUAUCAGAUCAUCUUAAAGGGCUUAAAGAUGACCAGCACUUGUGAAUAUUAUGGUUAUUUUUUAUUUAUAAUAUGUACAGCUUCUCUUUAGUUUUAUUCCAUCUCAACAAGGACUAUUUUCUAAUGGCUUUUUGUAACUGCUGGCUGGGAUAAAACAAAACACCCUUUUUGUGAGUGCUGUUAAAUGUUUUGUUUAAAUUGGAUUACAGCUUCCAAAGAUGCACACACUGUACCUUUUCCAAUUUACAGUUUAACUGAAUAAGGGCUUAUCAGAGUAAGAAAUAGAUCAUUAUAAUACAAUUGUUGUACUGUUUUCCAUAUGAGAUCGUGGAAUUAUCUUUUUGUAAGGACACUUACUAACCGUUUGACCGAUUUUGUUGGUUAUAUAUUCUGUUUUUAUGUGUCUCACUUGUAUAUAUAUUUAUUUGGAAAAUGUAACCCUUUUUUAAGGUCUACCCUGGAAACAUGGCUUUUUGUGGAGUUAAUACUAUUUAUAGCUGUAUUGUCCUUACUUGACUUUCCCUGUGACUGCAUGACAAAAUAUGUAUCAGAAAUGCACUUCCAUAUUUACUUGGAUCCUACCAUGACCAGCAUCCCUUGCAGAGAGCAAAAUGUUUCAAAAAUACCUAUAUUGGAAAUCUGUACAUAUGUUUAUUCCCGACAAUGAUAUUUGCCGCUGCAUGCUCUCUACUGAUUAUCAUGUCUAGAGAAAGAAAAUACAAAAACAAGCAUAAAAUCAACCUGAUGAAAUAAAAAUAAUUUAUUCAACUUACAAAGGUAGAACUUUGACCACGGUAGAACAGCCUGCUAUAUAUAUCCCUGUCUCUCCGGACUCUCUCUAGUUCUCUAGUCAUAGCCUCCCCAUGGUGAGCUUUAGAUAGAUAUAUGCUUUACUGUAGAUACAUGCAAAACACUUUACUUGAAGCACCUUUUUAUGAAGUGUUAAUAUCUUAUAUAGACAUUAAUAUCACCUUAUAUAUGUUAUAGAGCAUUAUGAAGCAUGUAUAAUAAAGCAAAACAAAGCUCAGGA